Messenger RNA from Macrobrachium nipponense, 1951 nucleotides. RefSeq names its product bolA-like protein 3. The transcript has 5 exons. The record is from RefSeq and is a predicted model, not a curated record. Gene Ontology annotation, cellular component: mitochondrial matrix. The coding region runs from base 92 to 430 and encodes 112 amino acids. Lineage: Eukaryota; Metazoa; Arthropoda; Malacostraca; Decapoda; Palaemonidae.
GUUAUAUAGGCUAUACCUUCGUAUUACUACUACUCUACCUCCUUUCACGAUUCACGGCGAGUUAUGUGGUUAUAGCCUAUGUAACAAUUAGAUGACGAUGGCUUUCCACCAAGGAACUAUAUCACGUAUUUUUCAAAGGUUUGGAAGUAGCUAUAAGGGUAUAUGUCGCUUGAUGAGCAAUGCAGCCGCUAAUCCCGAAGAACUGAAGUUGAAGACACUCCUUCAGACCCGUUUCCCACAGGCAACCGCCAUUGAGGUCCAGGAUAUAUCUGGAGGCUGUGGUGCAAUGUAUGAAGUUUGGGUGGAGUCCAUAGAUUUCAAAGGCCUGAACAGAGUUAAACAGCAUAAAUUAAUUACUCAGACCUUAAAGAAGGAAAUUAAAGACAUGCACGGACUCCGCAUCACAACUUCAGUGCCAGAAGAGACUUAGUAUUCAUCUACCUAGAUUCAAUAUGUACAUAGCAGUAUGUUAACAGUGAUAGAAGUAAUGUAGAUAUGUAUAGUAUUCAACUAUCUAUGGUGUAUGGAAAUCAGAUGUACAAUUUUUGUAGUGUGGUCUCCUGUCUGUAUGUUACCAUUGUCUUGAGAUUUUAAUAUAUUUGAUGGUUAUCUGUUUUUGGCCUUUUCAUUUAAAUAUUACAUGCAGUUUCAUCACAGUCCUAUCCACCAUACAAAUGCUUUGAUUCAUUGUCCCUAAAUUUCACCAGACUCAACAGUUUUUUAUCUAACAGAAAAUUUGUAGUACGUUGAUGCAUGCGCCUUCUAAACCUUUACAGAGGGUUUAGUCCCUACUGUCAACUGUCAUUCCUGGUCCACUUUGCAUAACAAUUCUUAAGAGCUCUUUUGGAUUGUACAUUGUAUACAAAUACCCUGGGAAUAUUCAGCAACUCAGCCUUCAAACCUAGAUUGCAAGUUAAGAUAUAUGAUUGAUGGGUUUGUAAUUAAGGUGUAUGACAGGUGUAUGAGGAUCUAGUUUGUACAUGUGGUUAGACAACUGUACUUCAUCUGUUUGUUAGAAUCUGGAGACAUUUGAGACUAAUGUAAGCAUAUGUACAAUUAAUGGACUUGUAUGAAAAAACUAGUUUUGUGUUAUGAAAACUCAGGUUUCAACUAGUAAGUUUAUAAUUACCCCAAUGUGUCUUACAUUCUACUGUAUCUUAUCUUUUGGAAUUGAAGUUAAAAGAGGUCAAUCAUAUGUUCAGUUAUUUCACUGCCUCAAAAGUAUGACCUAGAGCUCCUACAGUCUCAGUCUAGCUCUGCUAAGAUGGAUUAUAGUAGCUGUAAUAUCAUAGCAUUCUUGACUUUUUAGCAUAUUAUAGAAAUUUGUGUUAGUUGAAAUAUAUUAUAUGUAGUACUGUAGGUUGUAUUCUUUUUCAGUUUUGUGUGUGUAUAUGUAGUUGUAAAUUAGUGGAAAAUACUUUGCUCUUAUGGGAAAGCAGUUAUUGUGAAUUCUUUUUAGCAGUAGCCUGAAAAUUCUAUAUAGCAUCCACUGAUUUGUAGUAGCAUCAUCUUUUGUAUAGAUUUCAUUUAUGUUACCUUUGAGUGAAGUUAAUUUCACUUGUAAUUGUUAUUUUCAGUGGAAAUUCUGGUAUGUACGUAUGAUUGCUAUUUUAUGCAACAGGACAUAUUGUGAAUGUUAUUUUUAAACAUGAAGCCACAAGGAAUAAAAAAAAUAAUGAAAAUCUGAGUGUAGGAGCUAUAUUGAAUUUUAUUACAUAAAAGUAAUUUAUAUUUUUUUUUAUUGUAUUUUUUUUUAAUGUCAGAAAUUUGAAAAAUUGUAAUGAACGAGCCUUUGCCUGGAUGUUAUAAGUAGUAGUAUGUACUGUAUGUCUAGUUUUCACAGAUUUUUGUAGUCUUCACUUACAGUGUAAUCUUUUAGCAAUACUAGUUCUUUAUUGUAUAUAUACUUUACAAUGUUGAAUACUUGUUACAUUAAAAAUAUUUUUUGUUU